Messenger RNA from Empidonax traillii (willow flycatcher), 1498 nucleotides. RefSeq names its product adenylate cyclase type 6-like. Gene Ontology annotation, molecular function: adenylate cyclase activity. Lineage: Eukaryota; Metazoa; Chordata; Aves; Passeriformes; Tyrannidae. The transcript is spliced from 10 exons. Gene Ontology annotation, biological process: adenylate cyclase-activating G protein-coupled receptor signaling pathway; intracellular signal transduction; cAMP biosynthetic process. The coding region runs from base 37 to 1449 and encodes 470 amino acids. The record is from RefSeq and is a predicted model, not a curated record.
GUCACUCACCCCCCACCUCUCCCCAGCUCCCCGCUGAUGCUCGGUGUCUACGUCAGCAUCUUCAUCCUCCUCGCCGCCAUCCUCUUCGUCUGCGCCGUCUACUCCUGCGUCACUCUCUUCCCCACCGCCCUGCAAAGGCUCUCCCGGAGCAUCGUCCAGUCCCGCGCCCGCAGCACCGGGAUCGCCGUCUUCGCCAUCCUGCUCGUCUUCAUCGCUGCCUUCAUCAACAUGUUUUCCUGCAGCCGCGUGGCCCUGCGGGAAUGUGCCGCCCGCGAGCUCAACGUGACCCCCGAGGCCGUGGGGCCCUGCCAGCUCCGGGCCCUUAACUUCUCCCUGGGCACCCCCCCUGGCUCCUGCCACGGUGACGGGCUGGCCUGUGACUUCCCCGAGUACUUCAGCUACAGCGUGGUGCUGAGCCUGCUCGCCUGCUCCGUCUUCCUGCACAUCAGCAGCAUCGGGAAGCUGCUGCUCAUGGUGGCCAUCGAGGCCACGUUCCUGCUGCUGGUGGAGGGGCCUCAUGCCGCCCUCUUCGACAACGCCGACCUGCUGGUCGUGGCCAACGCCCUGCCCUCCUUCAACGCGACCCAGGGCGAGUGCCCCGCGGAGGGGAAGGUGGCCCUGCGGUUCGUCACCCCCGCCGUGCUGGCCGUGUUCGCCCUGGCCCUUUACCUGCACGCGCAGCAGGUCGAGUCCACCGCCCGCCUUGACUUCCUCUGGAAGCUCCAGGCAACGGGCGAGAAGGAGGAGAUGGAGGAGCUCCAGGCCUACAACCGGCGGCUGCUCCACAACAUCCUGCCCAAGGACGUGGCCGCGCAUUUCCUGGCGCGGGAGCGGCGCAACGACGAGCUCUACUACCAGUCCUGCGAGUGCGUGGCCGUGAUGUUCGCCUCCAUCAGCAACUUCUCCGAGUUCUACGUGGAGCUGGAGGCCAACAACGAGGGCGUGGAGUGCCUGCGGCUGCUCAACGAGAUCAUCGCCGAUUUCGACGAGAUCAUCAGCGAGCAGAAGUACCGGCAGCUGGAGAAGAUCAAGACCAUCGGCAGCACCUACAUGGCGGCGUCGGGGCUCAACGCCUCCACCUACGACCGCGAGGGCCGGAGCCACAUCGCGGCCCUGGCCGACUACGCCAUGCACCUCAUGGAGCAGAUGAAGUACAUCAACGAGCACUCCUUCAACAACUUCCAGAUGAAGAUCGGCCUGAACAUGGGCCCGGUGGUCGCGGGGGUCAUCGGGGCCCGCAAGCCCCAGUACGACAUUUGGGGCAACACCGUCAACGUCUCGAGCCGCAUGGACAGCACGGGGGUCCCCGACCGCAUCCAGGUGACAACGGACCUGUACCAGGUGCUGGCGGCCAAGGGCUACGUGCUGGAGUGCCGGGGGCUGGUCAAGGUCAAGGGCAAGGGGGAAAUGACCACCUACUUCCUCAAUGCCGGCCCUGGGGGCAGUUAAGGGGGGUCCCCAUGGUGCCCCCCCAGCCCCCCAAGCCUGUGCUGGGGUC